GUACAGGUAUGCGUUGUUUUCGUGUUUUUGGCAGAUGAAGAUAAAAACCGAGUGUUUUCCUUCGCAGUCACAUUUUCGCAAGUCGAAAGACCAGAAAGACAGCCUGAGCAAAGUAGUUUGUUUGUAUCGACUCGUAUCGCUGUGACCAGCGUAGGACAAACGGAUAUAAUCUGACGGGGAGAACAGGAGCGCUAUUGUUAGUCAUUUAGCUACUAUCAUGGGGAACACUUUAGGCAGCCUACCAGAAGACCUGGUCACGAAUUUCGACCAAGAUGAGAUCCGCCGCCUGGGCAGGCGUUUCAAGAAGCUUGACAUGGACGGCAGCGGAGCAUUGUCAUUCGAAGAGUUUAUGACAUUGCCAGAGCUGCAACAGAACCCACUGGUAUCCCGUGUCAUAGACCUGUUUGAUACUGAUCACGAUGGUGAAGUAGACUUCAAAGAAUUCAUUGAAGGCAUGUCAAUGUUCAGUGUAAAAUGUGACCAAGAAGCAAAAUUAAAAUUUGCGUUCAAAGUGUAUGAUAUCGACAAUGACGGCUACAUCUCAAACGGAGAGCUUUUCCAGGUGUUGAAGAUGAUGGUAGGAACCAAUCUAAAGGAUGCACAGUUGCAACAGAUCGUGGACAAGACGAUCCUCUACGCCGACAAAGAUGGAGAUGGAAAAAUAUCGUUUGAGGAAUUUAAAAAUGUUAUUGGGCAGACAGACGUGAAGAUGUCCGUAGUUGUGUGACAUUCUUCCACGACACUAGAGCGAACCUGAACCAUCCUUCAACAACACCCAGGCUAGGAACUAGCUAAGCAUUAUUAGACCAUUGUUGGAUUCAAUUAGUACAGGUUAUGUCCAUUUGUUAUGAUGUAUCCACAUAAAUAGUCAUCUUUUUCCUUCUUGUGCCAUGCUGGCUGGUUGAGCACUGAUAUCGCGGACGCCGUGCUGAUUCGGCAAGGCCGUUGCGUUGCCCCGGCUACGGCCGUAUGUGAUGACGCUAUGGAGUUCCAGAGCAUGGCCAGGUCAGCUCAUACACACACCCUUAUGCGUAUCUGGGCCCCCGAUGCUUAGUUGGGCACCUGCACACGGCACACAUCUUGCCGCAUGCAGAGCCGACUCACACCCAGCAGCACACCAUACUUACACGACGUUUAGGUGCCUUGUUCUUCUCCUUUCAGGCAUUCGUUGCUUUGCUGCCCUCCGGAAGAUGAACCCUUUUUUUUUUCAAAUCUAGGCCCCACUUCUUCGGUUUCAUAGCUGUAGAAAUGCUGUCUUCGUAGUUUGUGUUUAACUUUCAAUGUUAGUAGACGCCCCAUAGGCAUGGUUAGUCCUGUCACCGUGCGGUAAAUGCAUACAAUCCUGUACAUAUUUUUCUGUUUUCAUUAUGGUUAUGAGACAUCCCCACUCCCUCUGCUGGCUACAUAUGAACAUACAUGUUGAUCUCUCAUUUCCUUCUAUUGGCUUUUGGACUAACUAAAAAAACUCUCCAGUCUUUCGUAUAAACAAAUUCAUGCUCCAAGUA
Molecule: messenger RNA, 1505 nt
Organism: Sycon ciliatum
Lineage: Eukaryota; Metazoa; Porifera; Calcarea; Leucosolenida; Sycettidae
Product: calcineurin subunit B type 1-like
Exons: 7
Coding region: 218-727 (169 amino acids)
Biological process (GO): protein dephosphorylation; calcineurin-mediated signaling
Cellular component (GO): calcineurin complex
Molecular function (GO): phosphatase binding; calcium-dependent protein serine/threonine phosphatase regulator activity; calcium ion binding
Source: RefSeq, a predicted model, not a curated record